AUGAGUGAUCAAAUCCAGUUCAUUGUUGAGAAGCUCAAUCAGGAGCCCUUCAAGAAGAACUACAAUUUAAUCACGUUUGACUCCUUAGAGUCGGUGCAGCUGUUGCAGCUGCUCAGUGAUGUGCUGGGGGAGAUUGACCCGAAGCAUGCUGUUGACAUUAGAGAGGAGCUGCCAGAGAAUACAGCUAAAAGAAUGUUGACUCUCCUUGGUAUCCUUAAAUACAAGCCUCCAGGAAGUGUAACAGACCUGAGUGCAUUUCGCCAAGGGUUGGUUACAGGAAGCAAACCUGUAAUUCAUCCUGUCUUACACUGGCUUCUUCAGAGAACCAAUGAACUCAAGAAGAGGGCUUAUCUGGCACGCUUCUUAGUAAAACUGGAUGUGCCAGUGGAGUUCCUACAGGAUGAUACCGUGGCUGACAUCAACAAGCAGUAUGAAGAACUGAUGGAAGCAUUUAAAAACCUACAUAAGGAAUGUGAGCAGCUCAAAACAUCUGGUUUAUCUACUGCAGAAAUAAGAAGGGAUAUAAGUGCAAUGGAAGAGGAGAAAGAUCAACUCAUCAAAAGAGUAGAGCGUCUUAAGAAGAGGGUGGAGACAGUACAAAAUCAUCAACGAAUGCUUGAAAUAGCAAGACAGCUUCGCUUAGAAAAAGAGAGAGAAGAAUCUUUGGCUCAACAGAAACAAGAACAAAAAAAUCAGUUAUUCCAUGCAGAGCAGAGACUGCAAAGAGCACAGCUCCAGCUGAAAGAGAUGCAUCAUGCAGUAGUGGAUUCAAAACCUGAAAGUUUAAUGAAGAAACUGGAAGAGGAGAUAAAUUUUAAUUCAUACCUCGCUACUGAAAAAAUACCUAGGGAGCUUGAAAGUAAGAAGAAAUCAGUAUAUUUCCUACAAAAGGCAAUUGCAGAGCCAGCUAUGGGUCAAUCAGAUCUCAAUGUACUUGAAAGCAAGAUAAAUGAAGUAAAUGUACAAAUAAAUCAGCUUAUUGAGAAAAGGAUGAUGAAGUAUGAGCCAGUUGAUAGUAAACUUUCCAUGUAUCGCCAACAGGCAUCUAUAAUUUCCCGGAAGAAGGAAGCCAAGGCAGAAGAACUUCAGGCUGCUAAAGAAGAGAUGUCUAGCACAGAAAAGCAGAUGAUACAGAAGACAAACCAGGCCCAUGAGUUAGAUGGCUCUGAAGUUCUGAAGGGUGAUGAGCUUAAACACUAUGUUAAUAAGCUCCGGAGCAAGAACACAGUGUAUAAAAGGAAGCGACUGGAAAUAGCAGAAAUUACAGCUGAGUAUGGCAUCCUCCAGAGGACAGAAGAACUCCUAAAACAGCGGCAUGAGGCUAUUCAGCAGCAGUUGCAAGCUAUUGAAGACAAGAAAGGUAUUUCUGGAUAUAGUUACACUCAGGAGGAGCUGGAAAGAGUAUCUGCAGUGAAGAGCGAAGUGGAUGGAAUGAAAGGCCAAACACUAGACAACAUGUCGGAAAUGGUAAAGAAACUGAAUGCUAUGGUGGCAGAGAAGAAGUCGAGCCUAGCUCCUGUCAUCAAAGAACUGAGACAGCUGCGUCAAAAGUGCCAGGAAUUAACUCAAGAAUGUGAUGAAAAAAAAAUCCAGUAUGACAGUUGUGCAGCAGGGUUAGAGAGCAAUCGCUCCACACUGGAACAGGAAGUGAAGGGACUUCUCGAGGAGUGCACUCAGGAAGAAAGCAACUACCACUAUGUGAACUGCAUGAGAAAAAAUCUAGAAAUACAGCUGCAACGUGUUAAAGAAGAAAUGAAGAUAUAUGUCUCCCCAGAUCCACAGGAGAGACGAAAGGCAAUUCGAGAACAGUAUACACGAAUGAUCCUUGAACAAGAAAACCUUGGGAAGAAAUUACGAGAGAAGCAGAAGGUUGUACGGGAAAGUCACGGGCCUAAUAUGAAGCAAAUUAAAAUGUGGCAGGAUUUUGAGCAGUUAAUGGAAUGUAAGAGAGAAUGUUUUCUAAAACAACAAAAUCAAACAGCUAUUGGUCAAGUCAUCCAGGAAGCAGGUAAAGAUAGGCUUGUACUAUGAACUCUUCCUUCUUUAUACCAACAUCAAGUAAGAAGACUGUGGGUUGGCUUCUCAAAGGUAACCUCUUUGUUGCUUUCAUCAUUUCUAUAUGAAUUUGUUGUACAUUGUCUGUUUCUGGUGGAUAAAGUGCACCUAAACUAUGAAGUUGUUCGUCCAUUGUUUAAGUGACAACAAAACAUAGUUGGGAAGAUCUGUUAUGAGAUCUGUGCUAGGGUGAACCUCAUCAUAAAUCUUUGUUUUAGAAGGCUGGGAAUGGCAUGCAUCUGCAGGGAGAUCAAAGGAAAACAAAUCCUUUUCCAGGGUCACAGAAAACUUACGUAAUUGCUCUGCUCCUUAUUCCGUAUCACUAUGGUUAUAUUUUUGCAAGGUCUGGUACUUGAUAUUGUAUAAUUGUGGACCUCCUGGCUUGGCCCUCUCCUUCCCCAUUGUCUUUAUUCAUGUAGUGUGACUGGCAAGAAUGGAGCCAUUUUCACUCUGAGCUGCACAGACCUUGCUUGCACACUCCUACUCAUACUUUCAUUGCACGGUUCAAUUAAACUGAUUGUGCUUCCAGGAGACAGCUCAUUGCACUAGCGUCAGGACUGGGUUCUGAGAACAAUUACUUGGAUUCUGAGAUCGUUCCAUUAUCUCUUGUUGUUUUAACAACUCUAUAUUUCUUGCAUAUAGAAACAUAUACUUUUUUUCUAUUUUUUCUUAGCUGUCCAUGGGAAAGUGUUAACUGGUCCACUAAAACCUUUCUCUACUGAAGAUAUAUUGCUGUUCUGCCUGUGCAGUAUGGUUCCAAAGUGGUUGUGCUAGCUAAAGAGCGAUGCACCAGAGAUGGAGGGCUAUUGGUGAGCGUAAAUAUGGCACAGUGGUUCCUGCAUAAGGUAGGGUAUGAAGAACAGAUAGGCAAGGCUCCCUUGUAUUCAGGCUUUGACCUGUGGGCCACAGGCAACUGUCAUGGCCCUAAAAAUUGCAUCAUGAGACCUACAGCUAACCCAGGGUAAGAGGAAUGCAGAUGAGGCUUGAAACUGUCCUUCACGCUUCAUCAUUUCUGAUGAGCGCCUCUUAGUCACAAUCAAAAGACCAGAAGCAGAGAGAUAAGUCUGGGUGACGAGAGCUCCUGCUCUUCUUCUGUAGUCUCUUGGCUUAUUGAAUUUUUUUAUUUUUUCUGCCUAAACAAGAAUGGAUUUUUUCACUAAUAGUUUUUUUUCAGAUGUAAUUUGGAUGCAAGAAAUGAUUUAGUCUUCUCUGACACCUAAUUAAGACAUCCGCUGUUUUCUCUGUCAAAGGAGGGUUGGGUAACUGUACAAUUCCUAGUUUGUCUUUACAUUAAGUAUAUUUGCUAACAGAGCUUGAAUAAAAUCCAAUGACUACA
Messenger RNA from Meleagris gallopavo (turkey), 3391 nucleotides. It is a transcript of the gene IFT81, whose product is annotated as intraflagellar transport 81. Gene Ontology annotation, molecular function: tubulin binding. Gene Ontology annotation, biological process: cilium assembly; intraciliary transport. Gene Ontology annotation, cellular component: intraciliary transport particle B; ciliary basal body. Lineage: Eukaryota; Metazoa; Chordata; Aves; Galliformes; Phasianidae. The record is from RefSeq and is a predicted model, not a curated record.